UUUUAGACGUAAUGAAAACUUUCCGCCACAAAAAGGGAAGCAAUGCUCUUAAGGAUUAUCUACGUGACUCCGAAACAGAUUUACGAGUGACAAAUGCGUUCAACAUCGUCUAUCACUUAUCGGCAAAUUUGGUGUACCUUCACAAACAAGAACUUGUCCAUGGAAAUAUUUCUGCUGAAUCAAUAGAAAUAUCUUUGAAUAAUGACAGAGUGACGGAUGCGGCUUUCUCAAUGGAUCAUGACCAAGUGCCUGAAGAUUCCGGACAAUUAAACGAUAUCUACGAUCUUGGUAUGGUAGUGAAGGUACUGCUGAGGAAUAUCAAACUUCCAUAGACACGUCAUCAGGCCUGGAUGUGACGUAAUCAGACGCUAAAACUUAUAUUAUCAAGUGUAAA
This is a messenger RNA of Pecten maximus, 394 nucleotides long. RefSeq lists its product as uncharacterized. Lineage: Eukaryota; Metazoa; Mollusca; Bivalvia; Pectinida; Pectinidae. Gene Ontology annotation, biological process: protein phosphorylation. The record is from RefSeq and is a predicted model, not a curated record. The transcript is spliced from 2 exons. Gene Ontology annotation, molecular function: ATP binding; protein kinase activity. Bases 12 to 332 code for a protein of 106 amino acids.